This is a messenger RNA of Gloeophyllum trabeum ATCC 11539, 836 nucleotides long. RefSeq lists its product as uncharacterized. Gene Ontology annotation, cellular component: Holliday junction resolvase complex; nucleus. Lineage: Eukaryota; Fungi; Basidiomycota; Agaricomycetes; Gloeophyllales; Gloeophyllaceae. The coding region runs from base 86 to 583 and encodes 165 amino acids. Gene Ontology annotation, biological process: replication fork processing; mitotic intra-S DNA damage checkpoint signaling; double-strand break repair. The transcript is spliced from 2 exons. The record is from RefSeq and is a predicted model, not a curated record.
CAACAUCGGCGGCCUGAUCGAUGCUUUCUGCAGCCGCCUCGCGCUUCCGGGCCCUAAGCGGCAGGCUAUCCUCCUCAUCCAUGGCAUGGCGAAGCUGCACUCGACGCCGCGCGCGGCCGCGGAUCGCGCGCUCCUCGCGGUGGAGAUGACGCACGACGCGUUUCAUAUGUAUGCUGAAACGUCGGAGGAGAUCGUGCAGCGGCUCUAUGAUACCGCGUGCGAUGUCGGGCACCGAAUUCACAAGUACCUCGAGCGGUCGCACCUGCCGUUCUGCGCGGAUAUUCGCCAGCCGAAGGGGAAGAGCCCCGCGGAGACGUGGGAGGGCGCGCUGGCGAGCGUGUACCGGAUGAACGCCGAGCACGCGAAGGCGAUUGCGAAAUCGUACCCGACAAUGAACAGUCUGUACCGUGCGUACGAGAAGGAUCCGCAAGCCGGCCCGCUCUUGCUGCAGCAUAUCCAGGUGGAGUGUACGGCAGACGGCCGGAAACGCGUCAAAGACAAACUGGGGCCUGCGCUUUCAAAGCGCGUCUUUACCGUUCUCUACGAUACAGAUCCCUUGCGACUUGUCGUCAACGACAAGUAGGGUGCCUGUGAACAACUAAAAUUAUCCACUACUGUUCCGAUUAUAAUUCACUCACCUCUUCUUCCAUGUCCCCUGGAAGCGGGGAGAGGCAACAAGCUACUCGCUGGAAUCUGCCACAGCAAACAACUUAUUUGUGACCACGUCCCCUCAACCGACCACUCUCCUGGCUUUGAACUGCUUUGAAGCACCGGACGUCGUUCAAACUUCACGAUGAUGUACGGAUACAGAAUAAACUAGACUCAUUCAUUCUAAA